AUGAGCCCAAACUGCUCUAGAUCAACGGGCUCGACCUGCGAUAGCACGUCUUUUGCGCGUUUCCGGCCCAGUCUUGUUUUGACGAUCUUGUCCAAUCCAGAGAAUGCUCCCAUUCCAAUGAAUAGUAUGGUGGAAGUGUCCACGGUGUAUGACUCGCCAGCCCCGUCCAUGCCAGAUUCCGCCAGAUUACCGCCCUUUUUCGCAGUGACAGAUACAUUCGUGCCCUCUAUGAGCUUCAACAAGGCCUGCUGUACUCCCUCGCCACCAAUGUCCUUCGUACCGGAAAAUACUUGCGGCUUUGCCAAUUUGUCGAUUUCGUCCAGUACAAUGAUUCCUCGCUGA
This is a messenger RNA of Ogataea philodendri, 342 nucleotides long. RefSeq lists its product as uncharacterized. The transcript has a single exon. The record is from RefSeq and is a predicted model, not a curated record. Bases 1 to 342 code for a protein of 113 amino acids. Lineage: Eukaryota; Fungi; Ascomycota; Pichiomycetes; Pichiales; Pichiaceae.